Messenger RNA from Ctenopharyngodon idella (grass carp), 2308 nucleotides. RefSeq names its product TCF3 (E2A) fusion partner (gene tfpt). The coding region runs from base 248 to 823 and encodes 191 amino acids. Gene Ontology annotation, biological process: apoptotic process; positive regulation of apoptotic process; apoptotic signaling pathway. The record is from RefSeq and is a predicted model, not a curated record. Gene Ontology annotation, molecular function: DNA binding. The transcript is spliced from 6 exons. Lineage: Eukaryota; Metazoa; Chordata; Actinopteri; Cypriniformes; Xenocyprididae. Gene Ontology annotation, cellular component: Ino80 complex.
ACGGCCAAUGACGUAUUUAUAACGCGUCUUAUGUUAGAUCGCGUUGUUUUGAUAGCUGUAAGUUAGAUGAAAAUCGAGAUUUUUACUUUUAUUUUGUUAUAUAAAAUAGGCUAAUACGUGCCUUGGUUGGAUGCAUCGAUUAAAUUAUACAUAGACGGAACUCAUGAGGAGUAGCUACAAAAGACAGCUUCAGUAUUUACAAUAAAGUGACAGCAUGUGUGGCUCUUUACAACAUCACUAACUAAAGAUGAUGGAGGAUUUCUCAGGUCUCGCUUUACCUCCACUGUUUGGGGGUCACAUUCUGGAAGCAGAGCUGGAGACGGGCGGAGUGGAGCUGGGCCCCAGCGGCAGUGAGCUUCUGGAUAAUGAUGGGCCCCCUUCCGGCUCCGGACAGGAUGGGGAAGACGAGAGGAGAGAGCUUGACAAAAGAAAGUAUCAAGCUCUCAGCAAGAGGUGCAAAGAGAUUGAACAGGUAAACGAGAAGAUUUUGGGACGCCUUCACCAGGUCCAAAGACUGACACGCCGACUGAGGAAAGAAAGGAGGUUCCUCAUGAAGACUCUGGACUCGUAUGGAGAUGAUUACAGGACGGCUCAGCUCACCAUCCCACUAGAGGAUGAAGGAAAGGCUUUAGAUCCUGCUCUCGCUGGUGAUGAAGAUGGCUCUUCUCCAGCGUUCCCUCAUCAGUCAGCAGGAGGACCCAAGAAAAAGAGGCACCGGGUUCCAAAGGACAGAGAGAGAGACGCACAGAUGGAGUUGGAGCAGACGGUCAUGACGGAGGGUCCGUUCACAGGAUUCCCCAGUCCUAGUUCACUCUCUCACUGAUCCCAGAGAUGAAGCUGAAACAUGAUCUUAAACUCCUGAACCUCCACACUUACAUGAAAUCAAUGAACUUUUUUUUUUGUGUGUGUGUGGGUGAAUGAGUAAUGGUUUUGAGGAGCUUUUUUUGUCUCUUCAUUUAGUGUUGAGCAUUUUUAUGGAAUCUUGGAAACAUUACUAUUUUUAAUGUUUUUGAACAAAGUCUCUUAUGCUCAUUAAGGCUGCAUUUAUUUCAUAAUAAAUACAGAAAAAACAAUAAUAUUGUGAAAUAUUAUUACAACUUAAAAUUAUGUUUUUUCUAUUUUAAUAUACUUUAAAAUAUAAUGCAUCCCUGUGAUCAAAGCUGUAUUUUCAGCAUCAUUACUCCAGUCUUCAGUGUCACAUGAUCCUUCAGAAAUCAUUCUAAUAUGCUGAUUUGAUACUCAGUUAUCAAUGUUGAAAACAGUUGUGUUGCUUAAUAUUUUUUCGGAACCUGUGAUACUUUUUUCAGGAUUCAUUGAUGAAUAAAAGGUUAAAAAGAACAGCAUUUAUUCAAAAUAUAAAUCUUUUCUAUAAAUCUUUACUAUCACUUUUUAUCAAUUUAACACAUCCGUGCUGAAUAAAAGUAUUAAUUUCUUUCAAAAAAAGAAAGAAAAAGAAUUACUGACCCCAAACUUUUGAACGGUAGUGUAUAUUGUUACAAAAGAUUUCUAUUUUAAAUAAAUGCUGAUAUUUUUUAACUUUUUAUUCAUCAAAGAAUCCUGAAAAAGUAUCACAGGUUAUAAAAUAAUAUUAAGCAGCACAACUGUUUCCAACAUUGAUAAUAAAUCAGCAUAUUACAAUGAUUUCUGAAGGAUCAUGUGACACUGAAGACUGGAGUAAUGAUGCUGACAAUUCAGCUUUGCAUCACAGAAAUAAAUUAUAUUUUAAAGUAUAUUAAAUUAGAAAAUCAUAAUUUAAAAUUGCAAUAUUUCACAAUAUUAUUGUUUUUUCUGUAUUUAUUAUGAAAUAAAUGCAGCCUUAAUGAGCAUAAGAGACUUCGUUCAAAAACAUUAAAAAAUAAUGUUUCCAAACUUUUGACUGGAAGUGUAUAUGAAUAUAUAAAUAAACGUUUAUUUGCCACAAUUCCGAGCUUAUAACUCACAAUUCAGACUUUUUUUUCCCUCAGAAUUGUGACUUAUAAACUCGGAUUUUGUGAGAAAAAAGUCAGAACUGAAAGACAAAAAAAAGCUAACUGUGACCUUUUAAUCUCCAAAUUCUGACUUUUUUCCCCUCGCAGUUUUAAGUUUAUAAACUCACAAUUCUAAGGAGAAAAAAACAGUCAAGUUUAUAUCUCAAAAUGUCAGAAUUGUGAGAUUACCUUUUUUUUUGUUUUUAUUCCAUGGCAGAAACAAGCUUCCACACAUUUGAGCUCAAUCCUUGACAUUGAUCUUUUGUAAUGAUCACAAAGACAUUGCGACAGAUGUUUUUUUUUACAGUUUAAUAAACAGAGCUGCAACUUUUGACACAAAA